CAGCCGCCAGCAGGAGGAGAGCCGCGGGGCGGGCCCAGCGUGUGGGUUGUGCGGAGCAGACGGAGCCGCGGCAGCAGUUUUCGCCGGAGGACACCCAAAGGACGGCAGAGGGGGUUUCGACAACCCGCCGCCGCCGCCUCUAGGCUCCCAGGGCAGGGCGCAGUGAGAUUGUCGUGCUCCCUGAGCCCGGGAGCGUCCGAGGCAACGCAGCUCCGAUAAAUCUCCGCCCCAUUCCAGCGAGCGCCUUCCCUGCCGUCCUCCGGCGCUCCCUGGGCCGAUCCCACCACCCGCGCCUGCCUGCCUGCCUGCCUGCCUGCUGUCUGCCUGCCCGCUCGCCUAGCCGCCCUUCCAGGAGUGCGGGGCCAUGAACGGCUACGGCUCCCCUUACCUGUACAUGGGCGGCCCGGUGUCCCAGCCUCCCCGGGCGCCCCUGCAGCGCACUCCCAAAUGCGCCCGCUGCCGCAACCACGGCGUGCUGUCGUGGCUCAAGGGCCACAAGCGCUACUGCCGCUUCAAGGACUGCACCUGCGAGAAAUGCAUCCUCAUCAUCGAGCGGCAGCGGGUGAUGGCCGCGCAGGUGGCGCUCCGCCGGCAGCAGGCCAACGAGAGCCUGGAAAGCCUCAUCCCGGACUCGCUCCGGGCCCUGCCGGGCCCCCCGCCCCAGCCUUCGGGAGACAGCGGCACCGCGCCGCCGCCGCCGCCGCCUCAGCCGCAGCCGCAGCCGCCGCGUCCCGCGGAGCUGGCCGCCGCCGCCGCCGCCGCCGCCCUGCGCUGGGCCUCCGAGCAGCAGCCCCCCAAGCCGGAUCUGACUGAAGAACGCUUGGGAGACAGCAGUGGAGGCGACAACACGGAAGCCUACAGCGAUAAAGACACCGACCAAAGGAGCUCCCCGGACAUGGCGAAAAGCAAGAGCUGCUUCCCCUCUGAAAGCCCUGAAAUCGUGUCAGUGGACGAAGGCGGUUAUGCCCUCCAGAAAAACAGCAGCACGGUGGAGAGCAGGCCCGACAGCCCCAAGUACCACCCGGAGCAGAAUCACCUCCUGAUCGAAGGUCCGUCGGGGACCGUUUCUCUGCCUUUCAGUUUGAAAGCCAACAGACCUCCACUUGAAGUGUUAAAAAAAAUAUUCCCCAACCAGAAGCCACCAGUCUUGGAGCUGAUUUUGAAGGGUUGCGGGGGAGACCUGGUCAGUGCCGUGGAAGUCCUUCUGUCUAGUCGCUCAUCGGCCACAGGAGGGGACCGAACUUCUUCCGAUUCCGAGAGUCUCGUUUUGCCUUCCAACGGGAACAUUUUUGAGCACACGUUGAGUUCCUACCCCAUUUCUUCUUCCAAGUGGUCUGUCGGGUCAGCCUUUAGAGUCCCAGACACACUGAGGUUUUCCACUGAUUCCAGUAAUGUGGUGCCCAAUCCAUUGGCUGUACCCCUACAGCACCCUUUUCCUCAGCCGCCCCGGUACCCUCUGAUGCUGAGGAAUACUUUGGCGAGAAAUCAGUCCAGCCCCUUUUUGCCUAACGAUGUCACCUUGUGGAACACCAUGACCCUGCAGCAACAGUACCAGCUGAGGUCCCAGUACGUCAGUCCUUUCUCCAGCAACUCCGCCAGCGUCUUCCGAAGCUCUCCGGCCCUCCCCACUCGCCCAUCAGAAGAUCCUCGGAUUUCGAUUCCCGAUGACGGCUGUCCAAUUGUGGCGAAGCAGCCCAUUUAUACAGAAGAUGACUAUGAUGAAAGGUCUGAUUCUUCGGACUCUAGAAUACUCAAUACGUCUUCUUAAAAUGAUGCUAGACAGGUGACGACUAAAUGAUAUUUACAGUCCGGCGAAACUCUUGGGUACCAAGAAGGGGGAAGUGUAUUGUACCAAACGCUUUUAAUUCUGUUUUGAAAAAAAAAAAACAACAAAAAAACCACCACGUGACUUUUGCUUAAUACUAUACUUUAGCAAUAAAAAUGUAACUUAUUUAAUUUCUUGCACUUCACUUGAAAAUGCCAAAUAGUUAUACUCUACGGCUUUAGUGCUGAAUGUUUCUUGUAAAAGAGAGCCUAAUGCUAAGGAUAGUGUCAUGGGAAAGCUGGGGUAGUGGAAGGUCUGUACUGGGAUUGGGAUGUGAGAUGAGCCUGGCCCCUUACCUCAGACAACCUGGAAGGUUCAAAAAAAGGAUACUGUAUACAGUACUUGAAUGCAGUUUUACAACAGAGGACUCCUCAGGAUUUAAGAAGCCAAAAGGAAGUCUUCAGUUGCCAAUGGAUGAAACAGGGGCCCUAUAUUCUUAUGCUAAAAAUCGUUCUGACAUUUAAGAGAGACUCACUACAAGUCUCUUGAACUUGAACUGCUCUUGAACUGCUUACAUGCUAUUUAAGCUUGGACACUUUUUAGAGACGAACUAUUAAGAAUUAUCCUUUUCACAUGGCUAGAUCGAAACACGUGUAAUGUCAAUGUAAAACCAAUUACAGCUGUGAAUUGCAUGAAAUGUAUUGUGAAAUGAACACAAGAUUAAGCAUUGUCAGGUUAAUGUAGCAUGCUAAGGACUCUAGAAAAAAAAUAAACUGAGAAGAUGA
Molecule: messenger RNA, 2550 nt
Organism: Tachyglossus aculeatus (Australian echidna)
Lineage: Eukaryota; Metazoa; Chordata; Mammalia; Monotremata; Tachyglossidae
Gene: DMRT3
Product: doublesex and mab-3 related transcription factor 3
Exons: 2
Coding region: 365-1768 (467 amino acids)
Biological process (GO): regulation of transcription by RNA polymerase II; male sex differentiation
Cellular component (GO): nucleus
Molecular function (GO): RNA polymerase II cis-regulatory region sequence-specific DNA binding; protein binding; DNA-binding transcription factor activity, RNA polymerase II-specific
Source: RefSeq, a predicted model, not a curated record